Messenger RNA from Aspergillus tanneri, 696 nucleotides. RefSeq names its product H(+)-transporting V1 sector ATPase subunit E (gene VMA4). Gene Ontology annotation, biological process: proton transmembrane transport. Gene Ontology annotation, cellular component: proton-transporting two-sector ATPase complex, catalytic domain. The coding region runs from base 1 to 696 and encodes 231 amino acids. The transcript has 3 exons. Gene Ontology annotation, molecular function: proton-transporting ATPase activity, rotational mechanism. NCBI's taxonomy places the organism in Eukaryota, Fungi, Ascomycota, Eurotiomycetes, Eurotiales, Aspergillaceae. The record is from RefSeq and is a predicted model, not a curated record.
AUGUCACAAAGUCAUGCUCUUUCCGAUGAUCAGGUUGCGGGCGAGCUCCGCAAAAUGACGGCCUUCAUCCGGCAAGAAGCGCUUGAGAAGGCCCGUGAGAUUCAAUUGAAGGCCGAUGAAGAGUUCGCAAUUGAGAAGUCCAAGCUCGUCCGCCAGGAGACCGCCGCCAUUGACAGCUUGUACGAGAAGAAGUUCAAACAGGCUGCCAUGUCCCAACAGAUCACCCGCUCUACCCUUGCGAAUCGCACCCGUCUCCGUGUCCUCUCCGCUCGCCAGGAUCUGUUGGAUGCUCUGUUCCAGCAGGCACGCGACAAGAUCUCCGGCGUUGCGGCUAAGGACGCCACGAAAUACCAGUCGGUGCUUAAGGGCCUGAUUCUCGAAGGUCUGUACGCGCUAAAUGAGGACAAGGUGUCCAUCUGUGCGAGGAAGAAGGAUUUCGACGCCGUCAAGAAGGCAAUCGAGGAGGCCGAGAAGGAAUUCAAGGAUACCGUGGGCAAGGAUGUUGCUGCCGAGCUGGAUGAAGCUGAGCCGUUGCCUGAGGGGCUGGCUGGUGGUGUCGCUAUUUAUGGUGGACAGGGAAAGAUUGAGAUCAACAACACCUUUGAAGAGCGCCUACGGCUUCUUGAGAUUGAUGCACUCCCGGCUGUGAGAGAAACGCUAUUCGGAAAGAACGUAAGCCGAAAAUUCUACGACUAA